Messenger RNA from Stegastes partitus (bicolor damselfish), 2165 nucleotides. RefSeq names its product tripartite motif-containing protein 35-like. The coding region runs from base 141 to 1715 and encodes 524 amino acids. The transcript has a single exon. NCBI's taxonomy places the organism in Eukaryota, Metazoa, Chordata, Actinopteri, Pomacentridae. Gene Ontology annotation, molecular function: zinc ion binding; protein binding. The record is from RefSeq and is a predicted model, not a curated record.
GCCAAUUCAAACAGAUUUAAGGACAAACAAAAUCAAAGUCUUCAUGAGAGUGCGGAUUGGAUUCAUACUGACUUUUUUUAAAUUAUUUUUUUUAUUUUUGUGCUUUGCCUGGUUUGUUUUCAGCUUCACUCAUUUUGAAAAUGGCUUCUCAAUCUGAAGAGGAUUUUUCCUGUCCCAUCUGCCACGACAUCUUCAAAGAUCCUGUCGUCCUGACGUGCAGCCACAGCUUCUGUAAAGCCUGUCUGCAGACAUGGUGGAGAGAGAAGCAAACACAGCAGUGUGCAAUUUGUAAGAGAAGAUCAUCAAGGAGCAAUCCACCUCGUAACUUGGCUUUAAAGAACCUGUGUGAGGCUUUUUCACUGAAACAAGAUCAGAGAGCUGCUGCAGGAUCCGAGGCUCUCUGCAGUCUGCACUCUGAGAAACUGAAACUCUUCUGUCUGGAUCAUCAGCAGCCGGUGUGCGUCGUCUGCAGAGACUCAAAAAUACACAACAAGCACAAAUUCAGACCCACUGAUGAAGCUGCUCAGGAUCACAGAGAGGAGCUCCAGAAAUCUCUGAAACCCAUAAAGGAGAAACUAAAGCUAUUUAAAAAAGUUAAAGGAAACUAUGAUCAAACAGCAGAACACAUUAAAGGCCAGGCUCUACACACAGAGCGGCAGAUAAAGGAGCAGUUUAAGAAGCUUCAACAGUUUCUACAAGAGGAAGAGGAGGCCAGGAUCACUGCUCUGAGGGAGGAAGAGGAGCAGAAGAGUCAGAGGAUGAAGGACAAGACUGAAGCUCUGAGCAGAGAGAUAGCAUCUCUGUCAGAUACAAUCAGAGCCACAGAGGAGGAGCUGAGAGCUGAAGACGUCUCAUUCCUGCAGAACUACAAGGCUGCAGUGGAAAGAGUCCAGCAGCGCCCCCUGCUGGAUGAUCCACAGCUGCACUCAGGAGCUCUGAUAGAUGUGGCCAAACAUCUGGGCAACCUGAGCUUCAACAUCUGGAACAAGAUGAAGAGGAUGGUCUCCAACACUCCUGUGACUCUGGAUCCAAACACUGCUUAUUGCAGACUAAUCCUGUCUGAAGAUCUGACCAGCGUGACUCAUGGUGAGAAACAGCAGCUUCCUGAAAACCCAGAGAGGUUUGAUUCUUUCACCGCUGUUCUGGGCUCUGAGGGCUUUAUUUCAGGGACUCACAGCUGGGAUGUUGAUGUUGGAGACAGUUCAAACUGGUCUCUGGGAGUGACAGCAAAGUCUGUCAAGAGGAAAGGAAAAAUCCAAUCUAAGCUAUUGGGAAUCGAAUUUGCUAACGAUGAAUAUAAAACUGUCUCUCUGCCAGCAAAGUCAAAAGUUCUCGUAGUGGAGGAGAAACUUGAGCAGAUCAGAGUCAGUUUGGACUGUGACAAACAGAAGCUGUCCUUCUCUGAUCCUUACACUGACAUACGCAUACGCUCAAUCAGGUAUGACUUCAAUGGGAAGCUGUUUCCAUACAUCAACAAUAGAGAUAAAGUCCCAAUAAAGAUUUUGCCAGAUGAUUAUGAUGAUGAUGAUGAUGAUGACGAUGAUGAUGACGAUGAUGAUGAUGAUGACGAUGAUGAUGAUGAUGGGGAUGAUGGUGAUGACGAUAAUGGUGACAGUGACAACACUGAUGCCAGUGAUGAUGAUGAUAAUGAGGAUGAUGAGGAUGAAGAUGAGAAUGAUGAGGAUAAAGAUGAUGAUGAUAGCUAUUCAGAUUAGAGUUGUUAGACAGCACAGAAACAUUGCAAUGUGCUUCUUACAUUAAUUUGGUUGAAAAUGCUAAAACAAUGUGUGUGCUAAAGCAGACAGGUGACAGAAGAACACCUCAGCCAAACAUGUGACCCUCCACUGAUGAUCCUAUCAUAUUAAUUCUGCUGUCGGUCAUUUUAGUUUAUUUUGUGCAUUUUUAUUUUUGGUGAACAUUUAACAGAUGAUGUUUGUUUGUCUUUUAAUUUGUAACUCAAUGUAUUAUUCUUAAUGUCUUCAAAUAUUUUUAUCUAUAAAGAAGGAAUUGUGUUUAGAUUUACUGCUAAUUUUAGUUGCUUUCUCGUUUUGGGUUAAUGUGUUGAAAUGACUUCAUAUGAGUCACAAGGUUUUGCUGCAGAUGUGUAAGAAAACAUCUGUGAUGUUGCCACUUGAGACAGAAAUAAAAUGUGUGUCUGUGAUAGA